AUGCCUGGAGAAAGGGCAUACGUUCUCCUGAACGGCAAACGCCUAACGAGGCGGCAGAUAGAACUGAUGGUAGCCGUGCUAAGGCACGCGGAUAGGUCCCUUCUCCAGUCGGUCGACUGGAACGCCGUGGCGGCCCAGAUGGGCCACGCGGAACGGCGGGUGUCUCGAGAUACGUUCUCGAGAAGCUGCGAUCGGAGAGGCCUCCCAUCCCAAAAAGCUGCUCUGGUAGUUCUCGGAGCCGCCGAGCUUGGAACAGUGUUGAAGCCGGAGGAGCUGGCAUUGCUUGAGACUCUGGUACAUAGGUGGAUGACCAAGUAUUGUCCAAGGUAUCUCUUGGACGGACGGAGACGAAACCCCUCCAAAAAGAUGCUGGUGGGAUAG
This is a messenger RNA of Daldinia caldariorum, 381 nucleotides long. RefSeq lists its product as uncharacterized. Lineage: Eukaryota; Fungi; Ascomycota; Sordariomycetes; Xylariales; Hypoxylaceae. The record is from RefSeq and is a predicted model, not a curated record. The transcript is spliced from 2 exons. Bases 1 to 381 code for a protein of 126 amino acids.